This is a messenger RNA of Williopsis jadinii, 794 nucleotides long. RefSeq lists its product as uncharacterized. The record is from RefSeq and is a predicted model, not a curated record. Lineage: Eukaryota; Fungi; Ascomycota; Saccharomycetes; Phaffomycetales; Wickerhamomycetaceae. Bases 183 to 593 code for a protein of 136 amino acids. The transcript has 2 exons.
AAGAUAUAUUGUGACGUCGAUCUAACUGGAAACAUUAAGCUGAACUCCGAAGAGCACACUGGGGACUCCUUUCAUCUCUCAUUGCACAGGGAGAAAACAAUGGCGUUAAAGAAGAAGAUAGACGAGAUGCAGUCCGCAGGGAAGUCAAAGCAAUGCCGUAAACUAUACAAAAAAUAACAGAUAUGGUGGCUGACAAUCAUUGGCAAAUCAUAAGACAUCUAACGUCAUCCUACGAAAACAUCGUGCCACCACCAUCCGAAAGUCAAGAAUUGGUAAGCAUGAACCGGAACCGUGGGAUGAACAAAAACUUGAUGAUGAGCUCGCAUUCCGCCUCUUACCAGCGUUUGGCCUUCAAAUGUCAAGUCACGGGGACACGCCUCUCGAGAAUGACUGAAGAGUACACGAGCAAGACAUGCACCGGCUACAGGGCAAUAAAACACACACUGUCUCUAGCCGACCGCACCCUCCACUGUGCCUCUUACAACUUGUCUGUCGACCAUGACAUCAACGGCGCUCGCAACAUAUCCUCAUCAAGUGUCUUGUCGCAUCUCAACAGACAAACACAAACAAGGAGUGCUUUCAUGCUCCUCUGAAAUCACUACCUCUCUUCUGUCUCUAAGGAGCACACAAAGAACCAUGACAAAUUACUACAGCUCCUCGCCCCCCACCAUACGACACGGUAUAGACCACAUUUCCGUCCCUUUCCUCAGCUUAAGUCGUGGGAAAUAUGGAUUAGAAAUCAAGCAAUUAAGCCGUAUGUGGGUGUCGGUGUUAUUAUAAAGGCACCAAACGCU